Molecule: messenger RNA, 1321 nt
Organism: Trichomycterus rosablanca
Lineage: Eukaryota; Metazoa; Chordata; Actinopteri; Siluriformes; Trichomycteridae
Exons: 11
Coding region: 71-1159 (362 amino acids)
Source: RefSeq, a predicted model, not a curated record
CCUCAGGUGUGCAGUGCUUUGAAGCUGUAGGUGGAUAAAACGACAUCUAGUAAAAAAAACUUUAUUUUUGAUGAUGGGUCGCCUUAAACAUUGUAUGCGCGCAAGUAAAAUUAAAGCGGUCGUAGGAAGAGGAAAAAGAAAAGUCGGAACUUAUAACUGUGUAAAGAAUCGCAGCAUGACUCCAUUAAGAACCUCGAAUAGGCAGUCACAUCUUAAAAAUCUUCGCACUUGUUUGCUGUCUCCUGUUAAUGAAUCUGAUUACACCUUGGGCAGAGUGUUAAAAACUAGAGGAGGAAGCAUCAGUUCCAGAACAGCUGUAUGUAAGGACCUAGUAACCCACAGUGACAAGGACCCCAGCCAAGAUAGCACAAGUAUGAUUAUGCCAUCUGGUGUUUCCAGUUUUUUGCUGGAUUGUAUGGAUUCAGAUUUGGAAGCAGAUGUUACACUUCCUUCCAUUGAGACACUUCGCAAAGCUGAUACUUAUGUUGAAGCAACAGGUUUGGUAACUGAAGAUGAAAUGCUGCACCACCUCGUCAAGAACUCAACACUGCUUGAUCUGAGUCAUGCUGCAAAUUUAACUAUGCAACAACCUCCAAACCUGUCCUCAAUUCUGGAACUCUCACCUAUUCUUGAUAAAAGAGCUGCAGAUGAGUCAUUUUUUCUGUCCUCUCCUCAGCCUGUAUCACCUCUUUGCUCAUCACCUGUGGUUGGACCCUGGAAACAUUUUACAUCAAAAAAUAUAUUAGGAGGUGAGGAGAAAGCUGCUGAAACUGAUGAAAAGACUCCUGUGACUAAAAGAGCUGUGCUGUUCUCUCCUGUUAUAAAGAAAAAGCCUCUUACAGGAAGGUACAAGGCCAUAAAGUGCAAAAAGGUGACUUUCAGUAGUAUUAUUAACACACAAGAUGUAUUAGAGGUUGAAUCUGGUAAGGGAGAGCCUCAUAGCCAAGCAGAUGAUCACUGUGAACUGAGGGGGAGCGUCAUGAGUGAACACACAGGACCCCUGAAGCCUUUCACAGAGAUGGGAAAGUUUUUUGACUUUACAGAAGAAUUUCAGAAGGAAGAUUUUUUCCAAAAACUGAAACAGACCUACACCUUUCAGUUCCCUGCCAAACUGAUUUCCUUCAAAGACUUGCCAGGAGCUGAGGAGCUGAGGAUCUGAUAAUUAAUGUAGAAGAAAAUUGUGUGCUUAUCAAAUGUAACUGAAAAAAGCAAUUAGUAUCUGUGUUAAACACUGCAUGCAUAAGGCCUGGCAGUGAACCAGAACUACCUAUAUGGUUAAACAAAGUGGAAUAAAUAAAAAUGUAUAAAUGAAAAUACAAAA